UUGACAUGCGCCAUAUAAACAACAGAAGACGCAAAAGAGGCAGAACAAGACAGAACAGUUGUCUAUUUUGGGGUUUCCUUGGUUGUUUAUGUGCAAACACCAGUUAGGUUGAGAUUUGUUAGCUCGGGGAACUCUCUGAAUUUGUGUAUAAAAUAGUAAGAUCUGUGAGUGAAGAUGGGAUGUGACGGAGGAACUAUUCCUAAAAGACACGAACUGGUCAAAGGACCAAAGAAAGUGGAAAAGGUGGACAAAAAUGCAGCGCUUGCUGCCAAGUGGAAAUACUGUUGCCUGAGCCAAGAGAAGCUGCGCCGUCCUAUUGUGGCCUGUGAACUCGGGAGGCUGUUCAAUAAAGAUGCCAUCAUUGAGUAUCUGUUGGAUAAAUCAGCAGAAAGACCAAACACUGAAGUUGUUACACACAUACGUGGCAUCAAGGAUGUGAAAGAGUUGAAUCUGACUGAUAACCCAGCAUGGGAAGGGGAGAGGAGAAAUGCUAAGGGUGACUGCUAUGAAGACAUGCAUUGCGCCAUGUUUAUCUGCCCUGUAGUGGGAUUGGAAAUGAAUGGCAAACACAAGUUUUGCUACUUGCUCUCCUGUGGCUGCGUGUUUUCAGAACGAGCUCUCAGGGAAGUGAAGACCGAGAUCUGUCAUAAGUGUGGAGACCCCUUUCUCGAAGAUGAUAUUGUGGUGCUGAAUGGGAGCAAAGAAGAGCAAGAGAAGCUGCAGAAGGCAAUGGAGGAGAGAAGGGCCAAAGCUAAAACAGCAAAGAAGUCAAAGAAAAACAAGACUCUUGAGACCAUUUUCAAAUCACCAGAAUCAAAAGUAUCUGAGUCUAAAUCAGCAUCAGCAAAUGGAGAGAGCAGCAGCAGCACUGACUCAGCUCCAGGACCAUCUGGCGCUUCUAAGCCAGUGAAGCCCACUGCUGCAGCAGGGAGUAAAAGGUCCAUUCAGGACAUGGAGGAGAAGUCUGAGGCUUACAAAUCCAUCUUCACAUCUCACAGCUCUGCCAAGCGUACCAAAGACCAGAUGUCCAACUGGGUUACCCACACACCCUACCACUUUUAAGAGCCACAUGAUUAGUGAUUAGUGAAAAAAAGUUAGAAAAAUUGCCCUCUUUGUUUGAGAAGGUAUUUAAAUUCUUUCUUUGAAGACAUUUGAAAUAAUUUAGUAAUCAUGUUUUAUGGUUAUAAUACAUUAUACAUUUUUUCUAGCAUAUACAUUUUUUCUAGCAUGUUUGUAUUUUGUCAGACAAAAUUUGUCAGGCAAGUCUUAUUUUAAAACCCUUUUUGUCUGGUAUAUUUUCACAUUUUUUUCUGUUUCACUUAUUUUAUCUAAAGUUGUCUUAUGGUAAACUGUUUUAUUAGAAUUAAUGGACAUUCAGACAUCUGGCUCUGUAAUGGGGGGGGUUGGGUCCAUGACAUGGUUUGGGUCUACUUGUCCCCUUACAAGUAGAUGGGUCACUGCAAUUUAGUAUUAAAUUAUUCUGAGCUGAUGCUUCUAUCCUGAUAGUAGAGGGCUCUUCCAGGCGGUAACAAUACCCCAUCUACAGAGUGCAAGGAACAAUUUGAUGAGUCAUAUGGCAUGUCAGUCUCAUAGUCAUUAGAUCUGAACCCAUUUGAAUUUUUCCAAUGCAACAGCUCCAGUGUGCCUUGGCAUAGAUGAAUGUGAUCAUUCAAAAAUAGUUCUGAAUUGAUUUAAAAUGUCCCUUCACUCUAAAAUGAAAAAAGUGGACGCAAACCAUGGCAACAAAAUGCCCCCCCAAACUGCAUAACAGAGUCACCAGUUUUUCCUUUAAUUUGUCACCCAUCUGUAUGUCUUGUGUAGCAAAUUUGAUAAACUUUAUAAAUACUG
This is a messenger RNA of Ictalurus furcatus (blue catfish), 1848 nucleotides long. RefSeq names its product replication termination factor 2 (gene rtf2). Gene Ontology annotation, cellular component: nucleus. NCBI's taxonomy places the organism in Eukaryota, Metazoa, Chordata, Actinopteri, Siluriformes, Ictaluridae. Gene Ontology annotation, biological process: mitotic DNA replication termination; site-specific DNA replication termination at RTS1 barrier. The record is from RefSeq and is a predicted model, not a curated record. The coding region runs from base 175 to 1062 and encodes 295 amino acids. The transcript has 9 exons.